Messenger RNA from Pteronotus mesoamericanus, 2440 nucleotides. RefSeq names its product TruB pseudouridine synthase family member 2 (gene TRUB2). Gene Ontology annotation, molecular function: pseudouridine synthase activity; RNA binding. The coding region runs from base 44 to 1048 and encodes 334 amino acids. Gene Ontology annotation, biological process: RNA processing; pseudouridine synthesis. NCBI's taxonomy places the organism in Eukaryota, Metazoa, Chordata, Mammalia, Chiroptera, Mormoopidae. The record is from RefSeq and is a predicted model, not a curated record. The transcript has 8 exons.
GUCCGUCCAGCUUCGCCGCGAGCCCGGACCGCCGGCUUCAGUCAUGGGGUCCGCCAGCUUGGCGCGGUUGAACGGGGUCUUUGCGGCCUACAAGCCCCCGGGGCUACACUGGAAGCACCUGCGGGAUACCGUGGAGCUGCAGCUUUUGAAGGGUCUCAAUGCUGGGAAGCCUCGUGCCCCUGAACAGCGUGUCCGCUUCCUGCUGGGCCGGGUGGAAGGCAGCGAAGAGAAGGAGCUGAGCCUCACAGCCACCAGUGUGCCCACCCUCACCAACCACCCGCUGGUGUGCGGACCAGCAUUCACCAGCCUGAAGGUUGGCGUGGGACACCGGCUGGAUGUCCGGGCGUCUGGGGUGCUUGUGCUCGGCGUGGGACAUGGACGCAGCCUUCUUACCGACAUGUACAACGCUCACCUCACCAAGGAUUACACGGUUCGCGGCCUCUUGGGCAAAGCCACAGAUGACUUCUGUGAGGAUGGACGGCUGGUGGAAAAGACGACGUACGACCAUGUAACCAGAGAGCAGCUGGACCGAGUCCUGGCGCUGAUCCAAGGCUCCCAUCAGAAGGCCCUGGUGAUGCACUCCAGCCUGGACCUGCAGACCCAGGAGGCCUAUGAGAUGGCCGUGAGAGGCUUGAUCCGGCCCAUGAGCAAGUCCCCGAUGCUGAUAGCCGGCAUCCGAUGCCUCCACUUUGCGCCUCCAGAGUUCCUCUUGGAGGUCCAGUGCAUGCAUGAGACACAGAAGCACCUGCGGAGGCUGGUGCAUGAGAUCGGCCUGGAGUUGAAGACCACUGCUGUCUGCACCCGAGUGCAGCGGACACGCGACGGCUUCUUCACCCUGGACGACGCCCUCCUGAGGACCCAGUGGGACCUCCACAGCAUCCAGGAUGCCAUCCGGGCCGCAGGCCCCCGGGUGGCAGCAGAGCUGGAGAAGAGCUUGAGCCUGGGGCUGGGCCCCCAGCAGCCACCUGGUGCAGGCCCGCAGUGGGACGGUGAGGGACCAGGCUCUGCCUUCAAUGGCCGGACCCUGGGUGAGGCAGCGGGUGGGUAAACACAGGAGUUGUUCCUGAGCCAGAGCAGAUGACAAUGCAGAAAGAGUCAGGAAUCUCUACUGCAUGUGACGUGAAAUUCUGAAGCUGUAAGAAAGAAGACCUGACACAACUGAAAAGGAAAAAACUGCAAUGGAGGAAAAAGACGGUGAACGAACGCCAGACUGGGAAGUAUUUGCAGGAUGUUUCAUGAAGAACUAAUAUCCAUAAUAUAUAAAGAGUUGUUAUAAAACAAGAAAAAAAUGACAAGAAAUUUGGGCAAAGGACACGAAUUGCUUGUAAAAAUGUAACCAAGUGGCCAGUGAGCCAGAAAUGAUGCUCAACCUUUCUAAUAAUGAAAGACCUCCAGGUGAACAUGAGAUGACUUUUCCUUGCCUUUGGAAAAAAGCAGUAAAAAGAUAACACCCAGCGUUGAUGGCGGGAGAAAUGGGAGCUCUGUGCUGGUGGCAGUGUGACAGGAUGGCAGGAAGCUAGGCAAAUCCCCAGGCAGGUGGGCUGGGGAAACUGAGGCAAGGAAGUUAAACAAGGCCAAACAAUUUGAGCAACUUACAGCCUACUCGUACAUAAAUCACAAACCUUAUUUCCCCUAACCAAGGACACUUAAGAGCAAAUGGUUCAAACCUCCCCUCCCUGACCAGAGAACACAGAGCUUCUGUCACCCUGGUCUGGGACACCACAGGUGUCCAGGAAGGGAGGGGGAGGGAGGACCUAGAAGCUGGCUACAAGCAUGAGACCCAUAAGAAACACAAGAUAAACAACUGUCUUUAAUUGAGCUUAUUCACAGGGUUUAGAGAAGGGGAAGAACAAGACCAGGGUGCACCUGCAGGGAGAAAAUAACAACGGUCAUUCAUCAGCACCCCGUAGUCACAGAAACACCAAAAUAGAAGAGUCUACUCCCUCCCUCCGACUCCAAUAGAAAGCCUGAGCCCUCGCACGCAGGUGCCACUCUCUGGUUCUGAUCCCCAGAUUUCCGCCCUCUGUAGGGCUGAAUAAAUCUUAUUCUUGUUACCGGUGUCCCUGAACUGAAUUCUUUUGGGAGACAACCCAAAUCCGUCCUGGAUUCGGUUCCAUAAUAGUAGGAGUAUACAACUGUGAACUUUUGGUAGUAUAUAUGUAAACUUAAAUUACUGCCUUAUAACUCAGCAGGUACAGUGUCAGGAAUUUAUUAGCUUAGGUUGCAGAAAGCUAUAGAUAUGUGGAUGUUCAUAGUUGCAUUGUAAUAGUUAUAAAUGGGAAUGUAAUUACCAUCUGUUAGUAAAGGACUGCUUAAGGAACUGGCACAUAUAGGGCCAAAGGGAUCUAAUACCAUCAAGAAAAUCAAUGCUCCUACUUUUUUAGCCAUGUUUCCUGCCAAUUUUUUAUUCUUGGCUUUGGACACCUUGGCCCCUGUGUGC